This is a messenger RNA of Paramecium tetraurelia, 1061 nucleotides long. RefSeq lists its product as uncharacterized. Gene Ontology annotation, biological process: regulation of protein phosphorylation. NCBI's taxonomy places the organism in Eukaryota, Ciliophora, Oligohymenophorea, Peniculida, Parameciidae. The transcript has 5 exons. Gene Ontology annotation, molecular function: cAMP-dependent protein kinase regulator activity. The record is from RefSeq and is a predicted model, not a curated record. Gene Ontology annotation, cellular component: cAMP-dependent protein kinase complex.
AUGAAUCCUUAAAAAGUAAGAAAUGGACCCAAUUUCAUGUAAUAACUUAAUAAGAAAAAACAUGUAGAUUGCGCUUUGAGUUCAAACUCUGAUUCAUCUGAUGACGAAGUUGAUGAAAUUGUUGCAAUCAAAAAAGAUGUCCAAAAACAAAGAUUCUCAGUCUCUGCUGAAGCUUAUGGAUAAUUCAAUAAAAAGGAGAACUUUAAAGCCAAAUUUAUUCCUAAAAGUAAGGAGCAAUCUGAACGAAUUAAGCAAAGAAUGCAAGCAGGAUUCAUGUUUAGUGCUUUAAAUGAAAAGGAAAUUGAAAUUGUUGUUGGUGCCAUGGAAGAAAAGAUCUUCCAUAAAGCAGAAUAUGUAAUUAAAUAGGGAGAAGAAGGAAAUGUACUCUAUGUUGUCGACACAGGAGAAUUGGAUUGUUUUAAGAAUUAUGGCAAAGGAGAUGUCCUUCUUAAAACAUACUAUCCAGGAGAAAGUUUUGGUGAAUUAGCAUUAUUAUUUUAAUCUCCAAGAGCUGCAUCCAUCAUCGUAAAAAGCGAUAAAGCUAUACUUUGGUAAUUGGAUAGAGAAACAUUCAAUCUAAUUGUGAAAGAAGCAUCUAUCAAAAAGAGACAAUAAUUCGAAACUUUUCUUGAAAAUUGGGAUUUGCUAAAAGAAAUUAAAGAUCCAUAUGAUAAAUUGAAAAUGAGUGAUGCAUUAUUUGAAAAGUAAUAUAAAAAAGGAGAUGUAAUACUGUAAUAAGGAUAAAAAAGCUAAGAAAUAUUUAUAUUAGAAUAAGGAAGAGUGAGUGUGAAUAAAAAUAAUUAAACAUUAUUUGAAUUGACAAAAUUGGGGGAUUAUUUUGGAGAUUAAAGCAUAGUAGCUGGCACAUUAGAAUCAUUUAGUUAUGUGGCAGAAGGUGAUAUGAAAUUGAUGUAUAUCCCUAAGAAAAGUUAUUCGUCAACUCUCAAAGAAAUAGAAAGUACUUUAUUGAAGAAUAUUUAAACUAAGUAUGGAAAAUAUUAAUGAUAUUAUAUAUUAAAGUAUUAAAAUAUUUUGAUUUAUAUAAAUAUUAUUACCUCAAA